Molecule: messenger RNA, 3268 nt
Organism: Thalassophryne amazonica
Lineage: Eukaryota; Metazoa; Chordata; Actinopteri; Batrachoidiformes; Batrachoididae
Product: anthrax toxin receptor 1-like
Exons: 18
Coding region: 216-2057 (613 amino acids)
Cellular component (GO): membrane
Molecular function (GO): signaling receptor activity
Source: RefSeq, a predicted model, not a curated record
AUCAGUCAGAUCUCACUCAGACCCACAGCACUCUCUCUCCUACUCCUCAGCCUCUUGGGCUGCACUGCUGUGGAUUAUUGCCUCUUUGGUUGAUGCUGAAGACAUCUGUGGUAGAUUAAAGGAAGAAGCUGCAAGGGGGAUUAUCUGUGCAACUUUUCAAAAACUUGACGGUCGCCUUGUGCAGGAUCGGAUCUUCAGUGUCUUCAGCUGGAGUAAUGGCACUGAGCUCGAGCAGGAGCUUCUGGUUUCCUCUGGUGGUUGGUGCUUCACUGGUUGUCAUUACUGCCGGUAACACUGGACCGAACCAGGACAGAAGGCAUGCUGGCUCAUCUUCAUGCUUCGGAGGCUUUGAUCUCUACUUUGUAUUGGACAAAUCUGGGAGUGUGCAAAAUCACUGGACCGAAAUCUACCACUUUGUUGAACAUCUGGCUCAUAAGUUCAUAAGUCCACAGCUGCGGAUGUCCUUCAUCGUGUUCUCCACUGAGGGAAGGAUUUUAAUGAGACUGACGGAGGACAGGGAGCUUAUUCGUAGAGGUCUUGAGGAGCUCCACGGGGUUCAUCCAGGAGGAGACACCUUCAUGCACGAAGGCAUUCUGAGGGCCAGUGAGCAGAUAUACUACGGCAACACUGAAGGUUAUCGUACUGCCAGUGUGAUCAUCGCGCUGACAGAUGGAGAGCUGCAUGAUGACCUUUUCUACUACGCAGAGAGAGAGGCCAACCGCUCAAGAAGUCUGGGUGCUACGGUUUACUGCGUGGGGGUGAAGGACUUCAAUGAGACACAGUUGGCAAAGAUUGCGGAUAGCAAGGACCAUGUCUUCCCUGUAAAUGAUGGAUUUGAGGCACUGCAAGGGGUCAUUGAUUCGAUCUUGAAGAAAUCCUGCAUUGAGAUCCUGGCAGCCGAGCCAUCCAGUAUCUGUGCCGGAGAGUCCUUCCAGGUGGUGGUGAGAGGAAAUGGUUUUCUCCACACUCGUAAUGUCGAUAAGGUCAUGUGCAGCUUCCGGAUCAACGAUACCCUGACUAAGAUGAUGAAGCCUUUGAUUGUUGAAGACACAUAUCUUCUCUGCCCUGCACCAGUGCUUCAAGAUGAAGGAAUGGAAGCAACCCUUUAUGUGAGCAUGAACGAAGGCCUGAGUUUCAUAUCCAGCUCAGUCACCAUUUCCACUGUGGGCUGUUCUGAUGGGACAAUCCUGGCCAUCGCUCUGCUCAUCCUGAUUCUGCUUCUGGUCUUAGCCCUCCUCUGGUGGUUCUGGCCUCUCUGCUGUACUGUGAUCAUUCAUGAACCUCCGCCGUCGCCUGUGGAGGAGACAUCGGAUGAUGAGGACUUUGAAAUGCCGAAGAAGAAAUGGCCGACUGUCGAUGCCUCGUAUUAUGGAGGCAGAGGAGUGGGCGGGAUCAAAAGAAUGGAGGUUCGAUGGGGUGAGAAAGGCUCCACUGAAGAAGGAGCAAAGCUGGAAAAAGCCAAAAAUGCCAAAGUGAAGAUGCCUGAGCAGGAGUUUGUGACGCCCCCCAUGCGGGUUCUCAACAAUGGCAUGCACAGGCCCAUGGGGCCACACAAGUGGUACUCACCCAUCAAGAGCAAGCUGGAUGCCCUGUGGGUGCUGCUAAGAAAAGGCUACGACCGUGUUUCUGUUAUGAGACCUCAUCCAGGCGACAAGGGCAGAUGUAUGAACUUUACCCGCAUUAAGUCAAAUCACCCACCUCCUGACCUGCACCUCAACCAGCACUCCUCUCCCAUCUAUAGCCCUCCCAGCAGGAGUCCACCUCCUCCCCAGUGUACACUUCCACCAACUCCCAGCAGCCCUCUGUCCUUCUCCUCCACCCUUCCACCCUUGUCCUCAACACCACCACCCUUCUCCAGUACUCCUUCCCCACCUGCCACGCCCCCACCUUACACCAUGCCUCCAAACCGGGCUCUUCCUCCAACCACACCAACCACGGUUCCAACAACUCCACCAUUCUCUGCAUUCCCUACCGGAUCCCUGCCUCCUCCCCCGCAGGCACCUCCUCCAGGACGAGCCCCACCCCCUGCCCGCCCUCCCCCGCGCCCCGGCCUGUAGAGCUCUGGCAGAGGUCGGGGGAGAGUUGCAGAGGAUUUACAAAAGACCACGCAAAGUCCCACAGCUGAGGACUAUCUUUGAUUGUACCUGUAUGUGAGGACAAGUGCGUCUUGCUCAGCGGCCUGUGGCCUUUCUGAAGUGGAGCAGUAAUGACUUGUUUUCAGCUAUUUGUCUACACUGACUUUUGUACACAUCUAGCCCAGCAGUGCAGUUGCUCUGAUGCUUGAAUUUAAAGCUAUUUCAGUGUUUGUGAGGCCAGACAGGAACAGUUGUCUCACUGUGGUUUUUAGAGCUUCUUCAGGUCCCGCUGCCCCCUCCAUGACCCCAUAGACAGGAAAUCCAGUGCAGGAUGAGAACAUGUACUGAAGCCUGUUUAACAAGGACAUCCAUCACAAAUGAUGACACAGCGAGAAUGCACGCGCUUCCUGAUAAAGAGACUCUACAAGUUAUGAUGAUGUAGAGGCAAAUGACAACCACGGUUUUACACUUUGAAAGUAUAAAUGUUGAGCAGUUGCAUGUAAUAUUCGAGUCACCAUUUUUUAUAGCUUUUUUUUUUUUCCUUUCUUUUUUUUUAUACAUUGCCAAUAUGUGUACUAUUAUUGCCUUCUGUUUCCUGAGCAGUGAACCACAUUUGAGGUUUAACCUUCAGGUUCCAAAUCCAGUCAUUCCUGACAAUCACAUGUAGACUAUGUGUUGAAACAAAACAUUGUUCACUUUUUUCUUGUACUGUUUGAGUCCGCGUGUGCUAUAAACCAGGUUAACAUACGUCACUUUGUGUAAAGAUUAAUGUACAAUGUUUUUUGUUAUUUACACAUUUGAAUAAUUGUACGUUACAAUUAUUGACAAGACCGUGAUGACUGCAAUCCCUGCAACAAUUGUGUAUGGUUUGCUUAGCAUAGCAAGAUUUGAGAAAAAAAUUGUCACAAUCCCGGAAAAAUAUUGCACAUUUUCAUGUGCAUCUGCUCAUGCUCCUUAAUAGGAGUUUGGUUUUUAUGUGAAUAUUUUUUAAAACACUAAAUCUGAUAUAACUGUGUUCAUGUACAUGUUUUGGCAAGAGAGAAACGAGUCCACUGUAUGUACUUUUGAACAUGCACCAGCUGUGGCCAAUAACAAUACAUUGAUAUUUUACAGCUAACCGGUCCAUCUUGAAUCAGUCACAUGUGCCUUAAUAUUGAAUUGUUAGCUUAUCUGUAGGUCUCUUAGACAAAAAA